Messenger RNA from Ostrinia furnacalis (Asian corn borer), 1402 nucleotides. RefSeq lists its product as uncharacterized. The record is from RefSeq and is a predicted model, not a curated record. The transcript has 2 exons. NCBI's taxonomy places the organism in Eukaryota, Metazoa, Arthropoda, Insecta, Lepidoptera, Crambidae. The coding region runs from base 255 to 494 and encodes 79 amino acids.
GUAUCACGUUGUUUAUCCCGACAAUUUGCUGAUCCGAUGUGACUUUGGCGUCGUACAUCCCUCGAUAAAACCGGAGUGUGCGUCGAGUUAGUUUCUCAGUUAAUCACACGUGUGUAGUUGACCACUCCUGCCCCUCCUGGGUCCAGUAGGAUCUACAUCUGCGAAGAAGCAACACGGCAUUAUCAACCUGACCUGACCAUCUAAGUACAAGAACAAGCUAAGUUUUUCUCGGAGUACAACGUCGUAAAGAAGCUAUGGAUUUCAGACUAGCAGCUCUCUUUUUUGUAGCGUUGAUCGUAGCGGCCGCAGCUUACCCCUCAGAAGACUCCAACGACAGGGAAAAACGUGACGUCGUGGAAUCCAUGACGAAGGCGUGGAACGAGGUGGUGAAGACCCUGAGUGACGCUGGAGACGCCGUGGUCCACGUCUUCAAGCCUACGGAGAAGAGCGUGCUUGAUAAAAUGGCUGACGGAGUCAAGGGCAUAGGACAGUAGCACGUACUUGUGGUAGAACGUCUGAGCCACUGUCCUAAAAAUUACGAAUUUAUGAAAUUUUCCAAAUCAGAAUUUAGAAUUUACCUUUCUCGGUUACCAUUUUACCAACCAAACAAAAAAAAAACACUUUUGAUUUAACUUCAUAGUUUUUUAUCUUUUAAGUUUGUUUAUCUUUUAACUAAGAAGUUCAAAAUGUUAUUUGUGUGGAUUGCUGAAGAAUUUCCAAGGUACAUAAUUUUUAAACUCUACUUAUAAGCUUUUGUCAAACGUAGAAAGAAAGACCAUUUUUCCCGAGUGUAUUAUUGUCUCAUGGAAAUAAUAUUACUAGGAUCUACACCAGCGGUUCCCAAACUUAUUUUGUCUACUGCCCACUUUGAGAAUAAAUUCUUAAAUUAUUACUCAUUAAAUUUUCAAGAGUCAAAUGCUCAGUCGGUGUCUAAGAGACCUCCUAAGUAGAUGAAAUUACAAAUGGCCUACCAAGCCUCUACACAAUGCCCCGAUUUUUUUCCGGGGUCUCUUACCGCCCCCCUUUAAGCCUGCAGCGCCCACAAGGGGGCGUUAUCGCCCACUUUGGGAAAGACUGAUCUACACAGUUGACUCUCUAAUAUCUUGUAAAAUAUCACCUAUCACAACUAAAUAAGGCAAUAGAGUUUAGCUUGAUUUGGUGUUUUCUCCACUUAACACGGCUGAGUUGCACCAUCUUACUUUAACUUUAACAAACGUUAAAAAUUUGUCAAACUCCAUAUAAAAAGCACCGGUUAUUGUUAUAGUUUACGUUUAAAGUAAGUUGGUGCAACUCAGCCUAAGAUUAUAAAGGAAAUUUAGCUCCAUUGCCAUUGCACAAGCAUACGACAAGUUCUGGGUUUCGUUGCAAUUAUGUAAACAUGACCAUAAAAUUAAAGUAUUAA